This is a messenger RNA of Lemur catta (Ring-tailed lemur), 2525 nucleotides long. It is a transcript of the gene ANKEF1, whose product is annotated as ankyrin repeat and EF-hand domain containing 1. Lineage: Eukaryota; Metazoa; Chordata; Mammalia; Primates; Lemuridae. The record is from RefSeq and is a predicted model, not a curated record. Gene Ontology annotation, molecular function: protein binding.
UUUGGUCCAGAAAAGGCUUUUAAGAAGCUGUUCAAGCAUGGCUUUGGCAGAUAAGAGACUUGAGAACUUGCAGAUCUACAAAGUUCUUCAGAGUGUUCGGAACAAAGACAAGAAGCAGAUAGAGUUGCUGACCAAGCUUGGAUACCCUCAACUAAUCAAUUUCACAGACCCCAUUGAUGGAAUCAGUGCUCUGCACUUGGCCUCGGUUUCCAAUGACAUCGAUAUGGUCAGCUUUCUCCUUGAGCUGGGUGCUCACCCUGAUGUGCAAGACCGGAUGGGCUGUACUCCCACAAUGAGGGCUGCAGAACUGGGCCAUGAACUGUCAAUGGAAAUAUUAGCCAAGGCAAAGGCGGAUAUGAGUAUAGUUGAUAAUGAAGGAAAAGGUGUUUUGUUUUACUGCAUUUUACCUACUAAGCGACAUUAUCGCUGUGCUCUGAUUGCCCUCAAAUAUGGUGCAGAUGUCAACAAUUCUUCCUAUGAAGGAAAACCAGUAUUCCUUAGAGCUUGUGAAGAAGCACAUGAUAUUAAGGACCUGUGCCUGACAUUAUUGGAAAAAGGAGCCAAUCCCAAUGCUAUCAACUCAGCCACAGGCCGCACGGCUUUAAUGGAAGCGUCGAGAGAAGGGGUGUUGGAACUCGUUCGAGGCAUCUUGGAAAGAGGAGGUGACGUGAAUACAUUUGACAAUGACAGACAUCAUGCUGCUCAUUUUGCUGCUAAAGGAGGCUUUUUUGAUAUAUUGAAGCUUCUUUUUGCCUACAAUGGAGACCUGGGUCUGAUUGCAAUGAACGGAAACACACCACUUCACUACGCUGCCAUGGGUGGUUUUACAGAUUGCUGUAAAUACAUAGCUCAGCGAGGAUGUGACCUGAAAUGGAAGAAUUUAGAGCAUAAAACGUCCAGGGCUGUGGCGAAGGAAGGCGGCUUCAAAGCAGCAAGCAAAGAAAUAUACCGAGCAGAGAAAAUCGCCGCUAAACUGGCCAAGCCAGGAGUUAAAAAUCCCAAUCCGCUCUGGGCCCUCAGACUACAUGACUGGUCUGUGGUACAUGAGACUUCCCUCCGCGAAACCUUUGCGCUUGUGGACAGGGGCGAUGGGACUCUCACCAAGGAGGACUUUGUGAUGGUGCUGGAGGAGAGGCAAGAUUUUGCAGGCCCGGAAAAGCUGAUGACCAUAGCUCAACUUCAUGAAAAAACCCGAGGAGCAGGGGUCAACGUGAAUGAAUUCUUUAAAGGAACCAAAUACUUAAGCAAAUCUUUUGUAUUGGGAUCUUAUGGGACUGAGAAAAAGAGAAAAGGGAUGGGCAAAAAGGGAAGGAAAGGCAAGUUUGUUUUACCACUCCCGAUCUGUGUCAUUCCUGAGCAGGCGUUUCCACGCCGGGAAGACGGUGGGCCACCCUAUUACAUGAUAGAGAUCUACCAGAAUGUCACUGACAGCAGUCGGUUUAAUCGAGAUCAUCCACCAGAACAUCCCAUUCAGGAUGACUCUGCCUGGUACACUGAUGAUCCGGAGAAGGUAUUUGGAAAUAUUAAUUUCAUCACCAAGGCAGGCGAUCUGGCUUCUCUGAAAAAGGCAUUUGAAUCAGGAAUACCUGUCGAUAUGAAGGAUAAUUACUACAAAACACCACUAAUGAUGGCGUGUGCAAGUGGAAACAUAGAUGUGGUCAAGUUUCUUCUUGAAAAAGGGGCUAACGUUAAUGCAACAGAUAAUUUUCUUUGGACUCCACUUCAUUAUGCAUGCCAUGCAGGCCAACAAGAUAUUGUGGAGCUUCUUGUUAAAUCUGGAGCUUCAAUUGAUGCAGUUUCAAUCAACAACUCAACUCCUUUAAGUAGAGCCAUUGAAAGCUGUAGGCUGGAUACUGUAAAAUACCUACUCGAUAUUGGUGCUAAAUUCCAGCUGGAAAAUAGAAAAGGGCAUAGUGCCAUGGAUGUUGCAAAGGCAUAUGCUGAUUAUAGAGUAAUUGGUCUGAUUAAAGAAAAGCUAGAUAACCUGCCAAAACCAGCAGAUAAUCAAAAACUGAAAGGCAAGCCACCUCUUAAGCAGAAGACUGAACCCCCUGAAAUUAAGAAAGAAGAGGAACAACUUUCAAUUUAUACUGUACCAGCCAUAUCAGAAGGAAAGAAAAUGCAGAAGGAUAAUGUGGUUUAUCUCAAUUCAUUGAUUACCAGUGGUUAUACCAAGAAAGUGGAUACCACAUUUAUUCCACGGAGGAUUUGGAGUCCUGAACCCACUACGGCAGACCUUAUCAAGAAGAGGGAACUACGGCGGGAGAGGUUUAGUCACCAGGUGGACUUCGAAGAUUUUAUGAUGCCUUUUCAGAAGAACAUCACAGAGACUCAAGCUUUGGAAGCUGACUUAAAGACCUAAAUCAUAGCAAUUGCUUCUUGGAAUAAAUGCUUUGAGGCCCAGGGACCAAACUUUGGAGAAAGUGGGUAUGUCCAUGAAAGCCAGAGCAAUCCAUACAUUAAGAAUUUGUUACCAAAUAUUUUUUUUUGCUUUAACAACUAUAAAUAAUUUUGAGCCAUCUAGA